AUUUGCCUUGUUCUACAUAUUAAAGUGAACAAUCGUGGCGUAUUCUGCCGUUACGUAUUCUUAUGUAUACAUGAAUGUAAAUGUAUUCACCUACUUGUAAACAAUAAAAUAUAAUUGGGCGAAUAACUAUUUUUUGAGAUAAGUCAUUUAUGAGCCAGUUAGCAGGAGGGAUCAUGCGUUUAGUACUACUUCAAUUGAAGGGUGUUAAGGACAAAACGUCGAAUGUUCUUAAUGCUGUUUCCAAAAUAAAUCAAGUGGCUCAAAAAUACAAACCACGUUUGGUGGCACUGCCAGAAUGUUUCAACUGUCCAUAUGGUACCAAAUACUUUAGGCAGUAUUCUGAACCGAUACCCGACGGCUUCACAUCGCAAGAGUUGUCCGCAGCAGCAAAAAAUCAUGGUAUAUACAUAGUUGGUGGAACAAUACCUGAAUUGGAUGAAAAUGGUUCUAUUUACAACACAUGUACGAUAUGGGCCCCAAAUGGAAAUUUGAUUACAAAAUAUCGUAAAAUGCAUCUAUUCGAUAUCGACGUUAAAGGAGGAAUCCGCUUUAGGGAAUCGGAAACUUUGGCAGCUGGUAGCGAUUUUACGGUAAUAGAUAUAGAAGGUCAUAAAAUUGGUAUUGGAAUCUGUUACGAUAUGCGAUUUGAAGAGUUAGCUCGCGUGUACAGAAAUGAAGGUUGCGAGAUGUUGAUAUAUCCUGGAGCAUUUAAUAUGACCACUGGUCCUUUGCACUGGGAGCUCUUACAACGCUCUCGUGCAAACGACAAUCAGUUGUAUGUUGUAACUAUAUCACCAGCUCGUGAUGAGGAAGCCGAAUACAUAGCUUGGGGCCAUUCGAUGGUGGUUGAUCCAUGGGGACAAAUUUUAAAGAGUGCCAGUCAUGGUGAAGAUAUAGUUGUUGCUGAUAUAGACUUUGAACUCGUGAAAGAAGUACGCACUCAAAUCCCGACCUUUAAACAGCGGCGUUUGGACAUGUACACAACAAAAAGACAAUAGUCAAUGGAAUUUAUCAGAGAUGUACACGUACAUAUAUGCAUUUAUAGUUAAAUACUUUGUUGAUUAUAAUGUUCUAAAAAAAUGCAAAUUUGUGUUAUCCCAAAAAAAAAAAAAACAAAAAAAUAAAUACAUUGUACUGGUAGGAGAAACUCAUAUUGUGAAAACG
Ceratitis capitata (Mediterranean fruit fly) is the source of this 1164-nucleotide messenger RNA. Its product is annotated as omega-amidase NIT2. Gene Ontology annotation, cellular component: mitochondrion. The transcript is spliced from 4 exons. Bases 150 to 998 code for a protein of 282 amino acids. Gene Ontology annotation, molecular function: omega-amidase activity. Gene Ontology annotation, biological process: L-glutamine metabolic process; oxaloacetate metabolic process. NCBI's taxonomy places the organism in Eukaryota, Metazoa, Arthropoda, Insecta, Diptera, Tephritidae. The record is from RefSeq and is a predicted model, not a curated record.